Molecule: messenger RNA, 773 nt
Organism: Oncorhynchus masou masou (cherry salmon)
Lineage: Eukaryota; Metazoa; Chordata; Actinopteri; Salmoniformes; Salmonidae
Exons: 3
Coding region: 174-773 (199 amino acids)
Source: RefSeq, a predicted model, not a curated record
ACCAGCAAGAACAUGGUGAACUUCAUUGUUGCGGCCUCAAACAAUGUCUUCUGAUUCUUUCUGAAGAAAUGCAAAGUGUUGGUCCGAAUACUACUACUACUGCUACUGGUACUGCCUGCUUCUGAUAGUACGGUGGAUCUCAGAAUGGUCUGGUAUCUGGCACCUGAAAAUGUAUGCCUGUCCAGUCGUCACAUCGGCUAUUUAUGAACGUCAAGCAGCCCUUCUUCCACAUAUGGAGUGGAGUACCAAAGGAGUGGAUCAAAAACCCACCCAGGCCAGAGACUAACUUGAGACAGACUACUGUGGGGGGGAAGGGGAAGGCACCAGUACCACCUCCAUGCACCAGCCCUCCGGUGGCAGCCCCCCGCACCAGGCUGUCUCUCCGUUUCAUCCCUACAGAGCUCCUCCGUCCAGCGCUGCCGGAGUAUCCCGCCCGUCCUGCGCUGCCGGAGUAUUCCGCGCUGCCGGAGUAUCCCGCCCGUCCGGCGCUGCCGGAGUGUCCGGCGCAGCCGGAAUCUCCCGCCCGUCCGGCGCGGCGGGAGUCUCCCGCCUGUCUGGGACCCAUUUCUAGGGUCCCCAGUCCGAGGUCGGCGGCGAGGGUCGCCGUGUUUAGGAUGCCACGGAGGCGGACAAUGAGGUGGAGAAAGACUGUGUUGACGUCCCGCGCCAGAGCCGCCACCGCGGACAGACGCCCACCCAGACCCUCCCCUUUAGGAUUCAGGUUUUGCGGCAGGAGUCCGCACCUUUGGGGGGGGGGUACUGUCAUGUUCUGA